This is a messenger RNA of Clupea harengus (Atlantic herring), 2297 nucleotides long. RefSeq lists its product as uncharacterized. Lineage: Eukaryota; Metazoa; Chordata; Actinopteri; Clupeiformes; Clupeidae. The record is from RefSeq and is a predicted model, not a curated record.
UUUUAAUUAGUCUCGUUAAAAUAAAUGAAACCAUAGGUUUGUGGCCAACUAUGAAAAUGUGUUGUCAGUGAUUAGAUUCACAUCAGGACGUAAGACGGAAGGUACUAAAUCAUUUCAGUCAUUACAAUAGCCCUUGAAAUACGUUGGGUGGGUCAAGUUACCAUGGCGCGACAUACACUCUGCGGAGACUUGACUGCGUGUAAAUAGGCUCACUUCGCCUCUUAUCAAGUCGAACACACACACACACACACAUAAAGAGCCUACUGUGCUAAAACGCUAAAAGAAGAGGGUCGUUGACUCUAACCGGCAGAGGACCAGUUGUUCUCCUCCAUCCCUCCGGGAUACUCCACGUCCUCUGGAUCAUGGCAUCCAAAUACACCCCGGAGACAAACGCCAUGCCUCAUCAGGUCGUUAAAAUCGUUGGCAGUAAACAGGUCAAGUAUUUUGUUGAAGGAGGACCAAAUAAGGAGAAGGUGUUAAAUGAAAGAGAGGCAGAGGAUGUCCACACAUCCAUGGGCAGUAUCCUUGAAGAUGUGUCUGUACACACCGGCCAAAUCACACCAUCAGAGAGUCCUUUCCUUAACGAAGCGUUGACUGAGUACACAAGAAUUCACAAGGAGUUGCAACAGAUCCGUGACAGGCAGUGUGUGACAGCACCUUGUGGUGACCGCUCUCUGUCUUACAUUCAUCUGAAGAAAAGCCUCUCAGCUGUGACCGACCUCCGCAGAGCAGCACAACAACGGUCUCUCUCGGGUGGGCGAGAGAAAGGUGAGCUGAAGGAUGAGGAGCCGGAGGAGAGGGUGGCGCAGGAGCCCGAGGAGAGGGUGGCGCAGGCCGUCAGGGAGGAGCUGCAGGGCUGGGGAGUCUCCCCUCUGAAGAACAUUGAGCGCGACGUGCUGGAGCUGGACGCCUCCUUCACAGGGACCAUCCAUCAAUCUCUGCUCACCUACGUGUUCUUGAGAAAUGAGGUUCCUUUGAAGUUGCCAACUUUAGGUCAUUUGUUCCACACGUUCUCCGAGAAGACGUGUCCAGAUGAGGUGCAGUACAGAGAACUGCUACACUUUCUCCGUGAUGUUGCAGAAGAUGAUCAAAAGGAGAUGAAGACGGAUGAAAGCAGUCAGCCUGGAUCCAGGCCAUCUGUGUCAGCACACAGCGACCUGAGCAGCCCACCCACAAAUGACAGAACAAACGAGAGCUGGGUCGAAAGGUUUCAGAAGAUGGAGAGAGCCUUGGACCUGUGUGAUAUCCAAAACACCGGGCUCCUCGACAAGGACAAAGCCAGACGUCUGAUUCAGAACUACAACGUCAUCCUCGACCUCAACUUGAGCCCCCUGAAGAUCGCUGAAGCGACUCGUAGCAUUCACUCGGAGGGCAGGAUCCACUUGGCCUCAGCUCUGCGGUGCCUCAAGGGGUUAUGAAAAGGGUUCAAACGCACGUAGACAUCUGGGCUCUUAAAAUAGACAUGGCAGUUGAGGUAGAGUGUGAGACAAAAGUGCUGGAUAUUUUCACAAAGUUUUUUAAUUCAGAAUGCCACAAUACAUGACGCACGUAGGUAUUGACGCACUGUAUUGACCUUCACAGGUCAUUUCACGAGUGCCCUAACUUCACUGUUAUGCUUUGUUAAAAAUUGAGAAUUUGCAGUGUGCAGCGAGCUAGAUCAUUUAAAAUAUGCAAUCCUAACAGGUGUAUUACAGCACACACACACUCACACUCACACUCACACUCACACACACACACACACACACACACACACACACAACAAAGGUUCAGGUCAGCCCCAUGUUCCAUUGGUGAGCUGCUCAUCCAUCCUCCUAGCCUCCUGUUUCAAGAUCGAUCUGGCCAGCGCUAUUUCCUGCAGGAGCAUCGGGUCUCCAGCCGGGUACUUCUUAGACACUGAAUCCCUGUCAGGUCAAAGGUCAACCAGGGGUACAGUAAGGGCACGUUCAAGGGGUACAGUAAGGGCACGUUUGCAGUGGAUGAAAAAAAAAGACUUUAAAAUGUGAACUGUUAACUGCUAUGUUCACAUGAAUUGCUCUUUCCACAAAUAAAUCACCCCAAGUUACUACUCUGACAGGAAAAAGUGUGCAAGGGGUUUUCUUUCUUUUCUUCUGUUUACUAGCGAGAGCUCUUACCUGAGUCGUUUUGUCAGGUCCUCCCCAUUCUUAAUUAAGAACUUGAUGUAGUUUUGAUACCCGAAGUAUUUCAUUCUGCCAUCAUAGUAACGCUCAGUUAACUCCUUCUGUUCAUCAUACGGUUCCAUUUCGAGCUUUUCCUUUUGCUCGAGAAUGUCCUGCUCC